UAUAAAGAAAAUCCUAAUUCAAUAAUUGAAGCAUCUAUAUCUAUAUCUGCAAUAUCAAUUCCAAUAACAACAAUAGCAGCAACAACUGUAGUAGCAAGCACUUCAACACCAAUACCUACAACAAUAUUUGUAACAACAUCUACACCAAUAUUUGCAAUACUACUUGCAGUAACAACUACAACAACACUUGCAACAAUACUUACAACAAUAUCUGCACCAAUAUUAACAACUGAUUCUAUAAUAAUAUUACCAACAACAACACCAUCUCCAGCAAGUUUAGAAUUAGUAUCAACAUCAGCAUUAAAUAGAUUGCAAUCAUUUAUUUCAACAAUAUUAUCAACACAAAAUCAAAGAAGAGAAUUAGAUAAAUAUCAGCAUAGAAAUAGUAAAUUACAACAAAAUAGUCAAUUUAGAAAUAUUGCAAGAUGUAGUUUGGAUGAUUUUAAUAUUGAAUUAGAAGAUGGCUUUGAUCUUUCUAUUUGGCAAUAUAAGCUUACAUUACUUGAACCACCUCCACUAGCUAUAUCACAGUUAUUAACUAGAUUUGAUAUUACUACUGGUGAGAGAUUUGUUCAAAAUAUAAGGUUCUAUAAUUCAGCUUUUGCUUUUACAUCUUUAGGUUCUUUAAUAUCACCAAGUGGGCAGCCUAAAUUUGCACAAAUUUAUUUCUAUGAUGGUAAUUUUGAUACCCAGUUUGUAUUAAAAAAUAAAGCAUCUCCAAAUUUAAAUUUGGAUAUGAUGAGAUCUUUACAAACUGAACUUGAUCAUAUUAAUCCUUUUGUUCAAAUAUUUCAAAGUGCUAGAUGGCAGACUACAAGAAAUCUUGCUUUAAAAUUAAAAUUUUCUAAUGUAUCUUCUCAAGAUAUGAGAAAUUAUAAUUUACCAGUUGCUUCUGAAAUUGCUGCUAUAAUUACUGAAGAUGAUACAAUUAAUUCAG
Messenger RNA from Racocetra persica, 937 nucleotides. Lineage: Eukaryota; Fungi; Glomeromycota; Glomeromycetes; Diversisporales; Gigasporaceae. The record is from the annotation of a GenBank genome assembly.